Cucurbita pepo subsp. pepo (vegetable marrow) is the source of this 945-nucleotide messenger RNA. The record is from RefSeq and is a predicted model, not a curated record. NCBI's taxonomy places the organism in Eukaryota, Viridiplantae, Streptophyta, Magnoliopsida, Cucurbitales, Cucurbitaceae.
AGGGACUGAUGGGCAAUAAUUGAAGUUGGCAGGACUGCAGUUGCAAAUUCCUUCUUUCGGCAAGAAGCUUGGACAAAUUGCAAUACCAUGAUCAUUAAUGUUUCUGGAACUCAUAAUUGAUGGCAACGGUGGUUUAUUCAUCAAAUGCACCUGGACGACGACGAAGAGCUACAGCCAAAAUCACUCAAAAAGAGUCUUCAUUUGUAUCCACCAACACUGAAGAUGAUCAACCUCACCUUCAUUUCUCAUCUUUUACUUUUGAUUCAUCAAAGCAUCAAGGAGAAGCUCAAGAACAAUCAAGCUGCUGCCAAGAGUUCAGCGGUGACUGUUCCUGGUCAUGGGAAGAGUUGAUGGGGAAUGAGAAUAAAAAGUCAAAAUCAAGGAUUGGUUCGAAGAAGCGAAUUAAAUGGACUGAAGAACUUCACCAGAAAUUCAUGAAUUGUGUGGAUCAGCUUGGUGGCACUCGAAAAGCCACACCAAAGCAACUCCUCCACUUGAUGAAAACUGAAGGAUUGACUCUCAUCCAUAUAAAAAGCCACUUGCAGAAAUACCGCAUUUCACAGCAUAUUCGAGAUUUUUCAAAAGCAGGAAAAUCCGAGAGAGAAACUGACAAGGAACUGAUGCUGGCUAACCAAAACAGAGGGAAGCAGCUGGUGGAAGCAGCGAGACAACUACUUGCUACACAGAGUAGUUUGAAUGAACAAUUGGAGGUUCAGAAGAACUUGAUAUCAGCUAUUGAAGAACAAAUGAAGCAACUGAGAGGAGUUUUAGAACGAAGAGGGAAACCUGUUGUGUUUAGAAAUGAGGAAGAGAGAAAAUAAAAUGGAGUUUGGUUGAAUCAGAAAAAUGUGUUCUUUCUACUGUCAUCUUUUGAUGUCAAUAUCCCUUCAAUCUUCAACAAAAGUAACUCACAUUUAAACACGCAAAUAAAGGGUUACAGUAACA